AUGGCGCCCCCAAACACGCCCUUUAUAUACCGUCUCUGGCACCUUUAUCUCGAACCCUUCUUCGCCCUCGGCGGCGUCUACCACCUCCACUGGGCACCAGCGCAGUACUUCACCUUCAUGCCGUCGACGUCGGCCUACCACCCCGAUUCACAAAUCGCCUACGACCAACUCGCAUCGGCAUACCUCUUCUUUGCUUUCACAGAGGGCGUUUUCCUACCGUAUACUGUCGAUUUCCACGAGUCCAAGUCCAACUCCAACUCCAACGCCCCAAGCCCACCACAACCAGCUCCCCCAAAGCUGAACGAGACCGCCCGCGAGCCCUCCUCCACUAGUGCAGGCAGUGCACGACCAGCUACCAAAAAUGCAGAUGAUGAGCAGCCCCAGAGCCUCCUUAAGCGCGCGCCGCCGACGCAUAUCCAACUGCCCAAGACGCCUAUGAGAAUGACCGAGCAUGAAGACUUCUUCACCCCUGGCCUGCCCAGUGCAGCCACGCACUUUCCCAAGCCAGCAGACCCCCGGGGCCUGGUACGUAGCGAUGCCCAUGUCCCUGAAUGGGGUACCACCGGCCGGUUCUUCAACCAGCCCAUGUCGAGGGCCGAGCCAGCACCACCCGACACGAUUCUGGAAUACGCCAAGGCACAGGAGCGGGCGCAAGCCCAGAAGGAGCGCAUGAAGGGCUCUCAUGCCGGCAAGCCUACAACAGACCCGCGAUGGGCCACCGAGUACACCGUUGUGCCUGCUGUCCAGGGCAACGGCGGGCUUACCAACGCUCUACGCUGUGCAGUUGACAACAAGUGCAUUAGCGACACUAUAAGCGUGGGCUUGAUUGGCUUCCCUACCGACAGCUUGAACGAGGAGAAGAAGACGGAGAUUUACGAGAAACUUGAGGAAGAGCAUGACGCUCUCACCGUCUUCGUCAGCGACAAGGACUUUGACGGCCACUACGCCCACUACUGCAAGACCAUCCUAUGGCCAGUCUUCCACUACAUUAUCCCCGAUCACCCCAAGAGCAAGGCCUUCCUUGAUCACUCAUGGGUAUUCUAUGUCAAGGUCAACCAGGCCUUUGCGGAUAAGGUUGUCAAAAACUACAAGCGCGGGGAUGUCAUCUGGAUUCACGACUACCACCUGUGUCUUGUUCCUCAAAUGAUCCGCCAGAAGCUCCCAGAUGCACAGAUUGGCUUCUUCCUCCACACUGCCUUCCCAUCGUCCGAGGUAUUCCGCUGCUUAGCUGCGCGCAAGGAGCUGCUUGACGGCAUGCUCGGAGCGAACCUAGUCGCAUUUCAGACACCGGAGUAUGCCCACCAUUUCCUGCAGACAUGCAGCAGGAUUCUCUCAGUCGAGGCUACCGAAGACGGAGUCCAGCUAGAAAACCGUUUUGUCAACGUACACUCAUCGCCCAUUGGUAUUGACCCUCGCGCUCUCGCCCUGGCACGUGAAGAACCCGAAGUUCUAGAGUGGAUCACGACCAUGCAGAAGCGAUACGAGGGCAAAAAGGUUAUUGUCGCUCGUGACAAGCUCGACAACAUUCGUGGUGUCCGACAGAAGCUGUUGGCCUUCGAGCUGUUUUUGAACAAGAACCCAGAGUGGAGGGACAAGGUUGUCAUGAUCCAAGUCGCCACAUCCACCACCGAGGACACCGAGCUCGCUGCAACCGUUUCCGAGAUUGUCACUCGUAUCGAUGCAGUUCACUCGACCUUGACUCACAACCCUCUCAUCUUCCUAAGGCAAGACAUUGCUUUCUCGCAGUAUCUCGCGCUUCUCUCCAUCGCCGACGCACUCGCAAUCACAAGUCUUCGCGAAGGCAUGAACCUCACUUGCCACGAGUUUGUCAUCUGCCAGGACGGCCGUGCGAGCGAAAAGAAGCACAGUCCUGUCAUUCUCAGUGAGUUUACCGGAAGUGCCUCGGUCUUUGAAGGAGCCGAUCUAGCCGUAAAUCCAUGGGACUACAACAGCAUCGCAGAAGCAUUCCGGGUCGCUUUGGAGAUGACCGACUCUGAGAAGGAACGGAGAUAUACCAAGUUGCGCGACACGGUUAUGCACCAAACCGGCGAUUUCUGGGUCAAAAACCUGAGUACCUAUCUAGCCAAGGUCCACGACGAACAGUUCAAGCGCGAUACCAUGUCCAUUCCCCGUCUUUCUUCCAGCAACCUUGCCCGUACCUACCAGGAAUCUCAACGACGACUCUUUGUACUUGAUUACGAAGGUACACUCGCAUCUUACGGAUCUGUUAACAACACCAUCUUGGCAAGCACUGAGCGUGUCAUCGUCGUUCUCAACGACCUUGUUUCUGAUGAGAAGAACGUUGUCUACGUUAUGACUGGUCGGACUGUUCGAGAGACCGAGCUCAUCUUUAACCGCGUACGAGGUCUCGGUCUCAUCGCGGAGAAUGGUUGCUUCUUACGCGAGCCCACCGCGAGUGAAUGGAUUCAAUUCCCCGAAGAAGAGAAGACUGUGAAGUGGAAAGACUCAGUCAAGCCUAUCUUGCAGUACUAUCUCGAGCGUGUGGAAGGUAGUUGGGUUGAGGAGCGCCACUGCUCUAUCAUCUUCCACUACAACAAACCCAGCGACAAGGACGACUCUGCAAGCCGACAUGCCGGUGACUGCGCGAACCACAUUAACGAUGCGUGUGAGCAGCAACGCAUAAAGGCGGUUCCCACCAAGGACUCGGUUGUCAUCGAGCCCAUUGACUUUGACAAGGCCUCUGCUUCGCAGUAUAUCUUCAGCAAAUACCCAGAGACGGCUCGACCCGACUUUGUGUUUGCAGCUGGCAACGACCGAAGUGAUGAGGGUGUCUUCCGAUGGGCGGAGAAGUUGAAGGAGGAUUGGAAAGUUCCCAAUGUCCAGACUGUUACCGUGGGUGAUCGCAACUCGAUUGCCAUGUCGACAUUGCCCAACGGCGCAACUGGUCUGCUUGGUGCUCUGAGCAAGCUCUCCAAGAACCCCGCUCGCCUUGAGAUGAUUGAAUCUUUUCUACACUCAACACGGAACCUAGAGUCUUCUUAUCAGUCCCGCUCCAAGUGUACACAAUUCUGCUGCCCAGAUAUCGUGAAUUAUAACACGAAUGGGGACAACAUCUAG
Molecule: messenger RNA, 3078 nt
Organism: Alternaria atra
Lineage: Eukaryota; Fungi; Ascomycota; Dothideomycetes; Pleosporales; Pleosporaceae
Exons: 5
Coding region: 1-3078 (1025 amino acids)
Biological process (GO): trehalose biosynthetic process
Cellular component (GO): cytosol; alpha,alpha-trehalose-phosphate synthase complex (UDP-forming)
Molecular function (GO): catalytic activity
Source: RefSeq, a predicted model, not a curated record